GAGGAGUAAAGAUGGCGGUGCGGGGGUCUCCGCCUUCUGCUCCCGGCUGAAGCGCUCCGAGAGAAGCUGCAGCGGCAACUGGGGCAGCAAUAGCAAUCCAGGGGUGGUAGUUUCAGCAGCAGCUGCUGAGGCCGGAGCAAUGGCGGAGCUAGAGCACCUGGGCGGGAAGCGGGCAGAGUCCGCGCGAAUGCGGCGGGCUGAGCAGCUUCGGCGCUGGCGGGGCUCGCUGACAGAGCAGGAACCCGCGGAGCGACGAGGCGCGGGGCGGCAGCCGCAGACUCGUCGCGGGAGCCCUAGGGUCCGCUUCGAGGACGGUGCUGUUUUCCUGGCCGCUUGCUCUAGCGGGGACACCGACGAGGUGAAAAAGCUUCUGGCCAGAGGUGCCGACAUCAACACGGUCAACGUGGACGGCUUGACAGCCCUGCACCAGGGUCUCUACCUGAAGGAGUAG
Molecule: messenger RNA, 451 nt
Organism: Leptonychotes weddellii (Weddell seal)
Lineage: Eukaryota; Metazoa; Chordata; Mammalia; Carnivora; Phocidae
Source: RefSeq, a predicted model, not a curated record